AUGGAGUUCCCACAUUUGGGCGAACACUGCUCCGUAACGAGUUGCAAAAUCCUCGAUUUCCUCCCCAUCAAGUGUGAUGCGUGCUCAAAAACUUUCUGCGGGGAUCACUUCAGCUAUCAAUCGCACGGCUGUGCCAUUCGGCAUGUGGACGACGUGCAAGUUCCCGUAUGCCCAAUGUGCAGUUGUCCCGUGACGGGUUUCAGAAGAGGAGAUCCACCGGACAUCGCCGUAUCUCAACACCUGGACAACAUGUGCAAGAAUCCAGGGAAGAAAGUCUACACUAACAGAUGCUCAGCGCGGACCUGCAAAAACAAAGAGAUAGUCCCUAUCCGUUGCGCUCAGUGUCGACGGAAUUUCUGCCUCAAACACCGUCACCCAACGGAUCACGAGUGUCAUACCGAGAAGCAGGCGGGUCGACCCGACGCUGCUUUCAGCGCGACGAGACAGCAGGAUAGGGCCAGCAUAGAGCGACAAACGCGUGAAGACGAGGAAUUGGCGAGAGCCAUCCAAGCCUCCUUGAAUGAAAGCAGUCCGAGACCGACCGGAGUGCGAGCAUCUGGAUCGCGAAGCUCCAGAAACCCUCCUCUCCGUGUGCCGCCCCCCACUGUGGAUCAGCCUAGCUGUUGCAUUAGCUGAGGAGAGAGCUCCGGUUCAUCCUUAUCUUCGUAAUUCGGCGGCACUCGUUUAAAGAGCUGUUACCUCGUGAGGCUUUCGGCUCGCCAGCUGUUUGUGAUGUUGUGAUCCGCGAGGACGCUACCGAGCUCCUUAGGAUGUUUCCAAGAGUGUCACCAGCUCUCUUUUUCUCUUCAGAAAUGAGGAAACGCAUGACCUCUUCUGUCUAUAGUUACGGAACGUAUCCCCGCUUUCAACAGCACGUAUAUGACUCACUGCCCACAUGAUCGGACAUGUCUUUGUACACUUUGUAAUCUUGGCAAAAGGAUAUAGAAAAUAUUCCGGUAGCGUUCAAUCAGAGUCUGGGAAAUUCCGGAUUCAGCCACCCGGUAAUAGUUCUCACAUUCUUAGAAGGAAAAGAUUUCCCCGGGCGAGACGGACACCCUGGAAUAAAUGAGGGACUUGCUUU
Messenger RNA from Galendromus occidentalis (western predatory mite), 1081 nucleotides. RefSeq names its product AN1-type zinc finger protein 2A. Gene Ontology annotation, cellular component: cytoplasm; endoplasmic reticulum. Gene Ontology annotation, molecular function: zinc ion binding. The record is from RefSeq and is a predicted model, not a curated record. Gene Ontology annotation, biological process: protein targeting to ER; proteasome-mediated ubiquitin-dependent protein catabolic process. The transcript has 5 exons. Lineage: Eukaryota; Metazoa; Arthropoda; Arachnida; Mesostigmata; Phytoseiidae. The coding region runs from base 1 to 636 and encodes 211 amino acids.